Messenger RNA from Malassezia sympodialis ATCC 42132, 327 nucleotides. RefSeq lists its product as uncharacterized. Gene Ontology annotation, biological process: endoplasmic reticulum to Golgi vesicle-mediated transport. NCBI's taxonomy places the organism in Eukaryota, Fungi, Basidiomycota, Malasseziomycetes, Malasseziales, Malasseziaceae. The record is from RefSeq and is a predicted model, not a curated record.
AUGGAGGACUCGAUUAUAUAUGGCUACCAGACCAACACCCAGCUGACAUUUCUGCUGUUUCUCGACCACACCGCACGCGGUGUGCAGGACGCUGACGUGCAAACGAUCUUUCAAGCGAUUCACCGCAUCUAUGGACUCUAUACCUCCAACCCAUUUGCCGCCAUUCAGCCCGGCGAGCUCUUCCCAUCUGCACCGAUGGAUGCCGAGGCGCUCCAUCCGUCCCUGCCCCCGGACGCCGAGCCUUCAAGGGCACCUAUCACGUCCAAUCUAUUCCAUCAACGUGUUUCGGACCUGUGUGAAUGGACUGUUAACCAAGCAGCUGUAUAA